Molecule: messenger RNA, 1566 nt
Organism: Huiozyma naganishii CBS 8797
Lineage: Eukaryota; Fungi; Ascomycota; Saccharomycetes; Saccharomycetales; Saccharomycetaceae
Gene: ATP2
Product: F1F0 ATP synthase subunit beta
Exons: 1
Coding region: 1-1566 (521 amino acids)
Biological process (GO): proton motive force-driven mitochondrial ATP synthesis; proton transmembrane transport
Molecular function (GO): ATP binding; ATP hydrolysis activity; proton-transporting ATP synthase activity, rotational mechanism
Source: RefSeq, a predicted model, not a curated record
AUGGUAUUGCCAAGAUUGUGCCAGACGGCAAGGUCGUCUUUGAUGAGACAGGCCUUUGCAAGAAACAAUAUUGGGCUGACCUCCAGGGUCGCCUCGUACACGACGAACCAGCUGUGGCAGAAACGGUUUGCCUCGACCUCCCAGGCUGCACAGGCGGGGAAAGUCAAAGCGGUCAUCGGUGCUAUUGUCGACGUGCAGUUCGAGCAGGCCAACUUGCCCGCUAUUUUGAACGCUUUGGAGAUCCCACAGCCAAACGGCGGGAAGCUUGUGUUGGAAGUUGCUCAGCAUUUGGGUGAGAGCACCGUGCGGACCAUUGCCAUGGACGGUACCGAGGGGUUGGUCCGUGGUGAGAAAGUGGUAGACACGGGUGCCCCGAUCUCCGUCCCAGUUGGGAGAGAGACUCUGGGCAGAAUCAUCAACGUUAUCGGUGAGCCCAUCGACGAGAGGGGGCCCAUCACUUCGAAGUUGAGGAAACCCAUUCAUGCGGACCCACCUAGCUUUGCUGACCAGUCCACUGCUGCAGAAGUAUUGGAGACCGGUAUCAAAGUCGUCGACUUGCUUGCUCCUUACGCGAGAGGUGGGAAAAUUGGUCUGUUCGGCGGUGCAGGUGUCGGUAAGACUGUGUUCAUCCAGGAACUGAUCAACAACAUCGCAAAGGCCCACGGUGGGUUCUCAGUGUUCACCGGUGUAGGUGAAAGAACCAGAGAGGGUAACGAUCUGUACCGUGAAAUGAGAGAAACGGGUGUCAUCAACUUGGAAGGUGAAUCUAAAGUCGCCCUGGUGUUCGGUCAAAUGAACGAACCUCCAGGAGCCAGAGCUAGAGUCGCCCUAACUGGGUUGACCAUCGCCGAAUACUUCAGAGACGAAGAGGGCCAGGAUGUGCUGCUGUUUAUCGACAACAUUUUCAGAUUCACACAGGCUGGUUCGGAAGUGUCCGCUUUGCUAGGUCGUAUCCCAUCCGCGGUCGGUUACCAGCCAACUUUGGCAACCGAUAUGGGGUUGCUGCAGGAAAGAAUUACCACCACCAAGAAGGGUUCCGUCACCUCGGUGCAGGCAGUCUACGUCCCUGCAGAUGAUUUGACCGAUCCUGCUCCUGCUACAACUUUCGCCCAUUUGGACGCCACUACCGUGUUGUCCAGAGGUAUCUCUGAACUGGGUAUCUACCCAGCCGUGGACCCAUUGGACUCCAACUCCAGAUUGUUGGACGCCGCAGUGGUCGGUCAAGAGCACUACGACGUGGCUGUCAAAGUCCAAGAAACGUUGCAAGCUUACAAAUCGCUACAAGAUAUCAUUGCCAUUUUGGGUAUGGACGAACUGUCCGAACAGGAUAAAUUGACCGUCGAAAGAGCUAGAAAGAUCCAGAGAUUCUUGUCGCAACCGUUCGCUGUCGCUGAAGUGUUCACCGGUAUCCCAGGUAAGUUAGUCAGAUUAAAGGACACAAUUUCCUCCUUCAAAGCCGUCUUGGAAGGUAAAUACGACGACAUCCCAGAAAACGCCUUCUACAUGGUUGGAGGUAUCGAAGAUGUCGUGGCCAAGGCUGAGAAAUUGGCAGCCGAAGCUAAAUGA